Messenger RNA from Tachyglossus aculeatus (Australian echidna), 3109 nucleotides. RefSeq names its product solute carrier family 37 member 1 (gene SLC37A1). The record is from RefSeq and is a predicted model, not a curated record. Lineage: Eukaryota; Metazoa; Chordata; Mammalia; Monotremata; Tachyglossidae. Gene Ontology annotation, biological process: glucose-6-phosphate transport; phosphate ion transmembrane transport. The transcript is spliced from 21 exons. Gene Ontology annotation, cellular component: endoplasmic reticulum membrane. The coding region runs from base 435 to 2033 and encodes 532 amino acids. Gene Ontology annotation, molecular function: glucose 6-phosphate:phosphate antiporter activity.
GGUCGCCAUCCUCAUCCCGCCGGUAGCCCGGCUUCCCCUCCACGGUCGCCUCCCCUCGGCCUCCGGAGGCCCGCCCGGAUCCCCACAAACCCACCCUUUGUGCUGCCAAGGCCCCGAGGGACUCGGAAGUUGAACACUGGCAGAGCAUUUUAAAAAGGCCUCACGGUGCCACCUUGGGAAAACAUCUAGACAUCCCACCAAGCAGGAAGAAGGUCCAGCCUCUUCUCAGAGUGCAGCGCAAGUGCUUCCUGAAGAGACAAAGGAGACAUCUGAAAGGAGGCCCAUCAAGAAGAGCAUUAUUCUCAUAAACUUUCUGGGCUCUGUGGUCUACAGGAGACAGUAAGACUAUCGUGGGUUAAGGACCAGAAGCGCUGGCAGCCUUUAUUAAGAGUCACAAUUUGGGUCUUUAAGAUCUGCAGAGAGAAACCAGUUAAAUGGCUCCACUUCCUGCAGGAAUUCGCUUCCUUACAUCAUUCACAAGAGAUCAGUGGUACAGGACUUUCAUUUUUCUUUUGACCUUUUGGCUGUAUGCAAGCUUCCACUUAUCUCGGAAACCCAUCAGCAUUGUUAAGGGUGAGCUACAUAAGCAGUGUGCUUCUCCCAGUGAAAUUGAACUCAGCAAUCAUAAGAAAAAUGUCAUUCAGGUUCCCCCUGGAAAAACAGUGGUUAAUGAAAGUCACUGUGGCUGGGCUCCAUUUGAUAAGGACAACUAUCAGCAAUUGCUGGGGGCACUGGAUUAUUCAUUCCUCUGUGCUUAUGCAGUUGGAAUGUAUCUGAGUGGCAUAAUCGGGGAGCGCUUGCCAAUUAGAUAUUACCUAACAUUUGGAAUGCUUGCCAGUGGAGUCUUCACUGCCCUUUUCGGUUUGGGCUAUUUCUACAAUAUCCACAACUUUGGAUUCUACGUGGUAGCUCAGAUCGCUAAUGGUUUGGUCCAAACGACUGGCUGGCCUAGCGUGGUUACCUGUAUUGGCAAUUGGUUUGGGAAAGGAAGGAGAGGUUUGAUUAUGGGAAUCUGGAAUUCUCACACCUCGGUGGGGAAUAUCUUAGGGUCCUUGAUUGCUGGCUACUGGGUGUCGACCUGUUGGGGACUGUCAUUUGUGGUGCCUGGCAUAGUCAUCGCUGCCAUGGGGAUCGUUUGUUUUCUGUUUCUCAUUGAACAUCCUAAAGAUAUAAAGUGCUCCUCCACACCAUUAAAUCUCCCCAGGGGCUGUGAGAACGGUACCAACAGAUUCAGAAUCCAGAAACAAACCAGCAGCGUCCAGGAGAGCAGCAAACCUCUGGACCCAGAGAUGCAGUGCUUAUUGGCAACUAGAGAAAAUGGCACCAGUGAACCGAGUCACGUCGCCGUGCUCCAUGGAGACAGCGGGAGUGGAAUGAAAGCCAUCAGCUUCAUAGGGGCCUUGAGGAUACCUGGUGUCAUAGAGUUCUCUCUGUGUCUGCUGUUUGCCAAGCUGGUGAGCUAUACUUUCCUGUUUUGGCUUCCUCUGUAUAUCACAAAUGUAGAUCACCUGGAUGCCAAAAAAGCAGGCGAUCUCUCCACUUUGUUCGAUGUGGGCGGAAUCUUUGGAGGAAUGCUGGCGGGCACAAUCUCCGACCGGCUGGGAAAGCGGGCCUGUACCUGUGGGCUGAUGCUGCUGCUAGCAGCCCCAACGCUCUACAUAUUCUCUACCAUCAGUAAAAUGGGCCUGGAAGCCACAGUAGUUAUGCUUCUCAUCAGUGGAGCACUUGUCAAUGGUCCUUACGCGUUAAUCACAACUGCAGUGUCUGCUGACUUGGGCACCCAUAAGAGUCUGAAAGGAAAUUCAAGAGCCCUGUCUACUGUUACAGCCAUUAUUGAUGGGACCGGUUCUGUAGGUGCUGCCUUGGGUCCCCUGUUGGCCGGACUCAUCUCUCCCUCAGGGUGGAACAACGUUUUUUACAUGCUCAUGGUGGCGGACGCUUGCGCCUUGCUGUUCUUAUUACGUCUCAUUCACAAGGAGCUCUGCUGUACAGGAUCCAAGAAUGUGGACCAAGUUCAGUUUAAAGAACACUGAGGGACCGAUGCUCUGCACCCAUCCUCCAAAAGGCUGAGUUUCUCUCUGAGUGCGUUUCCAGCAGCAUUUUGCUCACCCACCUGGAGCAAACACAGAAGCCAACUUGAGCAUCCCCACAACCCGUUUUGUCUCUCUCUGUCUCUCGUUUUGAUUUGUUUGCACAUAACAAUCUCAGGACAGCAAUUCUCAAAGAGUGGGCAUUUGGGAAGCUGCUAACUGCCUUAUCUAAGCUGAAAGAAAUACGCCAAGUGCCUUGCAGGUCCGUUUUUGUCGAACUGCUCGACUCUCUAUCGACGGGAACACCGAUCGACUCGGCCUGGCUCUUUCUUAGAUGAAGACAACUGUUCUCAGGUACUGCCCGGUGGCCGGACUGACACCUGGCUGUCUGCGGGCGCCAGAUGUCUGCCUGACCCUUUCUGACCCGACCGGCUGGCUGUUAAGAGGUGGGAUAGCUCGGCCGGCUGUUUACUCAGAUGCCUUUGAGCCGGGAGAGGUUGUUGCUCUGAACACCCAUCCUGGAGCAGUGAUCUAACUUGGACCACAAAAAGUGAGUGAGUGUGUGUGUGUAACAAACACACACUCCCACGUGAUUACCAACUCAGCCUCAAAUAACGGUUGGACGGAUGUGCCGUUGAACCGCUAAAAAGAGAUUCCAGAUCCUUCCACUGCCCUUUCCUGGCCGCAAACCAGUGCAGUUUUAGAGCAAAUACAGCAAUAUAAGUAAUACACGCUCCUCCAAGCUGUCCAUUUGCACUGAGCUUUCCAGGAAGGUUGUUAUAGGCCUUUACAGAACGACCCAUCUCCAAAGUCAAGCUCUACGGAGUAAGAUAGCUAAAAUGGAAGGAAAGGGAAUUUGGGAGGUAGUUUUUGGAGGCAGAGUUUGUUCAGUUUGUUUUUUUUUCUCGCCUCAAGAUUUUUCACUUCACUGACAUAGGCAGAUGGUGGGGUAGAUCUGUAGAGGUACAGCAACAUGGUGAAUGUUAUUUAUUUAAAAGAGAUGUAAUAUGUUGAAUAUGAACGUUCAACAGAUUGUAAGGUGACAUUUUUGUAAUUUAUUAAACUUAAAUGGUUUGUUC